Molecule: messenger RNA, 705 nt
Organism: Colletotrichum gloeosporioides
Lineage: Eukaryota; Fungi; Ascomycota; Sordariomycetes; Glomerellales; Glomerellaceae
Exons: 3
Coding region: 1-705 (234 amino acids)
Source: RefSeq, a predicted model, not a curated record
AUGUCCGACUCCACGACAUCGAGUCCCGCUCCGGCGAGCGAUGCAGGGGAUAUGGACUUCGAGCCACCCGCCAGCUUUACCGAUACCUAUUUCUUUCCAGCCUUCGCUCAGCUGCAGUCAGAAUACCACCUCGGUCAGCCCAUCUAUGAGGAGGGAGAGACGUGGUGCCUUCUCGCCGAGAUUGAUGCCGCAUCUACAUCGGCUGGCAAUCCGUUCUGUCUAGUCUGUCAUGAUCGCAACGGGGACAAUUUCAUCGUUGGAUUCGACCUCAGCAAGGGUCUACGCUUCACACCAAGCCAGUUCAAGGUUGGAUACACCAUCGCUGUUGUGUAUGCGAAAAGGGUCAACUUUGUGGAUGGCACGAAGGGUGUCCGGGUGGCGGAUUUGAAGACUUGUCAUGCAUUCCCGUUUAAGCUGGAUCGGGUGCUCAGUAUGAACAAGGUCCUCACUGAUUAUUGGGAAACACUGGACGAAGAAGGCGUGACAAAAAGAUGCCAUGCCUGUGGUAAUGAAGGGAAGAGAAUGAAGCAGUGCGAUAGCUGUCCCUGGUACUUUUAUUGCGGAAAGGAGUGUAUGAAAGCUGGCAAGGAUCGCAAGAAGCAUAAUGACGACUGCAAUGCACUCAAAGAUCCGAAUAUGGAGGCCCUUCUGCGCAUUAACACAAGGGACGCUAUGGAAGAUACCCCGUUCGAGUUUCAUGGCUAG